CAGCCGUCGAGAGCGUGGAGUAGAAGCACACUCGUGUUGGUACGGACACAGACGGGAAAGGACAGUGUGUGAAUGUUUGUGCUCCUGUUGCUGUGUGCUUCAGAAUCAUUGAGCUGAUCGUCACAAUGCUGGAGAGGAGCAGGGUGACACUGGUGGCGGAUCUCUUCUUCAGCAGGAGACACUCGUCUGAGGAGGGGAAGGAGAGAAUUCACUGCCUCUGCUCCAGAGCCUUCGUACAGGAUCGUGAGCUGUAUCGCUCUGAUAAUAGACUGCUGUCCUUUGACCUGACAGAAACCUUCCAAGAAGAAGAUGAUGAAGAUGAGGAAGAAGAGGACGCUGAGGAGGUUUUGGAUGAAGAGGCUCAGUUGAUGGCCAGCAUGGGUUUGCCCUUGGCCUUUGUCAGCUCUUCUGACCAGAGGAGAGCAGGGAAGAGGUCAAAAAGGAAGCCUGCCACAUACUGGGCAGCUGAAGAGGGGGGUGAUGAAAAAGAGCUACAGGUUGACAACAAAGUUGAUGAGAAGGAAGUGUAUGAGCCACUGGUUGAAGGGUCAGGAGGGAUCCAAGAUGCUGGCUGGGAAACCUACUGGGCUCAACAGGGUGAAGCUCUGCUGUGGAGCAGCUGGCUGGAGAAACAUCCAGAGACUGAGCUACGGUCUGCAGAAGAUCCAGGAACAGUGGCUGCUCCUUGGGACAACACAGAAACAAAGGCUGACUGGGACAAACAUGCAGCAGACACCUACUACUCCUACUGGGAGCAGUAUUCAUACUGGGUAGCGCAGGGCUGGACCACUUACCAGUCCACCUGUAAUGGGAACACUGGUGGACAAGCAGCAGCAGGGGUGAUGGACAAAGGCAUAGAGGCACACUCAGAAAAAUGGAAGGAUGGACAGACUGGAGCUGAGAGUCAACAGAGAGUAGAAUUGAAGGCUCUCCACGAUGACAUUGAGGUUUUGAAAGAUAUGUUUGGACAGAACUGCACAAUAGAAGCAGGUGGCAGCUCCGUGACUGACUCAGAGAUACAUAGACAGUAUGUGAGUGCUGCUAUCAGAGAACAGUCAGAGGGAGAGCUCUGUGGCUCCGAUGAUCCUUCUGAUGGUGGGAAUGAUCGCAAAAGACCCGCUGCCUCCUCACAGCCGAACACAACCAAACAUACAGAUUCCCAGCAGGCUGCUGGCAGCCCUGUGGGACAGUAUGGCUCAAGGAAUAAGAUGUCAGAUAGAGAAGAUGAGAACGAUGAUGACAAACCCAGAGGAGGAGGACAUGCUAAAGUCAAACGCAGUCAUGAGCUGGAUGUGGAGGAGAGCCCACAUCUGACACCUGAUGCAGCUUGGAGUAAACUGGGACUCAAACAUAACCCAGAGCCCCUGUUCAACAGUGUGUUAAAGUUUAAAGGCAGCGCUGGUCAGAAGUGUCAGAGGCAGUGGUGGACUAAGAGAAUAGUCCGCAGCAUCAACAAACACACCAGGUUCUCAGAAACGGGAAGAGACAACACACAGCCACAGAUCAGCACCUCUCUCUACAAGGUCCAAAACUUCCUUAAAAAGAACCAGAGAGAGACACAGAUGACUCCAUGUUGCCAGCGUGAGAUGAGAGGAAGAUGUACACAGGAACCUGAGGACAAUCCUCCAUUUCUGGGAAAAGUGACGGGAGAAGAGGAGAAAAGGAGGAGGAGGGAGAUGAAGAGUGCUGAGAAAGGAGAUAAGGAGGUGGUGGAAGAAGAAGAGAGUUCUAAUUCUUUGUCCAGUUUAGAUGCAGAAAGGAAUAGGUACACUCAGGUCAACAACUCCUUCAACUCGGCUACUGAGACUGUGGAUAUUGAGAGGGAGGAGGAGCAGGAGCAGCCUGGUAGACAGUUAACAUAUCUAGAAAUUCCUGACUUUAUCCCGUCUGAUGCACCUGCAGAUGACAGCGAGUUGAGUGGGAAAGAUGGAAAGAAGCAAAAGAAGAAGGGUAAGCGACAGAAGAAGCAGCAGGUCCCAGCGGAGAUGGCAGCUGAACCGGAGCUGGCUAAAUACUGGGCUCAACGCUACAGACUCUUCUCUCGCUUUGAUGAAGGGAUCAGGCUGGACCGAGAGGGCUGGUUCUCUGUGACACCAGAGAGAAUUGCUGAGCAUAUCGCCCUCAGGGUGGAGCACAGCUUCUGUGACUCUCAGCUGGUCAUAGAUGCCUUCUGUGGUGUUGGAGGAAACGCCAUUCAGUUCGCCCUCACUGGAAAGAGAGUCCUGGCCAUUGAUAUCGACCCGGUAAAGUUGAACAUGGCGCGGCACAAUGCUACAGUUUACAGUGUGGCCAAUCAAAUUGACUUCCUGCAAGGAGACUUCCUUCAGCUGGCAUCCUGUCUCUGUGGCGAUGUGGUCUUCCUCUCACCACCAUGGGGUGGACCAGACUACCUGACUGCUGAGGUGUUUGACAUCAGGACCAUGAUGGAGCCUGAUGGAUUUGAGAUUUUCCGCCGGGCCAAACUGAUAUCAGACAACAUAGUGUACUUCCUGCCUCGCAAUGCUGACAUGGAUCAGAUAGCCUCUCUGGCUGGCCUGGGAGGGAAGGUGGAAGUAGAGCAGAACUUCCUCAACAACAAGCUAAAGACAGUGACAGCUUACUUUGGCAGCUUGAUAAAAUCAGACAGCUAGAGACCUUGCAAAGGCAUGGACCAGUAAGGAUCUCCCUCCAUUAAAUAGGGAAUGGAACAAAAAUCUAUUUACACUCUAUUUCCCUCUUUAUACUAGGGCCUGUCACCUUUUAUUCACUCCAGGGCUCCAUUCAAGAACUAAAAAGUCCAACAGUUUGACUUACUUUUUUGUACCUAUUUGUCAUUCAAGUUUUGUCAUAUGUAAGUAAGAAAUAUUUCAGACUGAAUCUGAUGAUCAGAAGUUUUAUAGUUUUUGACUACCCUGCAUCUCUGAGUUAAUGCAGGUGGUUUAUGAAUCCCUCAGAUUAAGUUAACACUUAACACUCUUAGAGUUUUACAACAAUUUAUAUUUUAUCCUUUUUUUUAUUGUACAUUAGAACAAAUAAAUGUUUUUCAGAAUG
Messenger RNA from Xiphias gladius (swordfish), 3030 nucleotides. RefSeq names its product trimethylguanosine synthase 1 (gene tgs1). The transcript is spliced from 15 exons. Gene Ontology annotation, biological process: 7-methylguanosine RNA capping; 7-methylguanosine cap hypermethylation. The record is from RefSeq and is a predicted model, not a curated record. Bases 126 to 2630 code for a protein of 834 amino acids. NCBI's taxonomy places the organism in Eukaryota, Metazoa, Chordata, Actinopteri, Istiophoriformes, Xiphiidae. Gene Ontology annotation, molecular function: RNA cap trimethylguanosine synthase activity. Gene Ontology annotation, cellular component: nucleus.